Messenger RNA from Paramisgurnus dabryanus, 2946 nucleotides. The record is from RefSeq and is a predicted model, not a curated record. NCBI's taxonomy places the organism in Eukaryota, Metazoa, Chordata, Actinopteri, Cypriniformes, Cobitidae.
AUGGGCUUCCAGUGCUCUGGGACUGAAGAUCAUCUGAGGAACUGCAGCUCUCCACAAACUCUCAACUGCAGCGCAACACAACAGCUGUCAAUCACCUGCCUUGUCUUUCUGUAUCUGAUCUCAGGUCAGCGGUCCAUCAGGUUGGUGGGUUCUGGUGGAGAUUGUGCAGGAAGGCUGGAGGUUUUUCACAAAGGCUCAUGGGGUACAGUGUGUGAUGACUUCUGGGAUAUUAAAGAUGCUCAUGUGGUGUGCAGACAGCUGCAGUGUGGAGUGGCUCUCAGUAAUCAGCCAGUACCAGCCUGGUUUGGUCCUGGUUCUGGACCCAUAUGGCUGGAUGAUGUGAACUGUGAGGGGAAUGAGACGUCACUGUGGAGCUGCUCUUCACCGGUCUGGGGAGAUCAUGACUGUAAACAUAAGGAGGAUGUAGGAGUCGUGUGCUCAGAGUUUAAAGAGCUCAGGUUAACUGAAGGCUGUGAAGGGAAUGUGGAGGUUUUCUACAAUGGAUCCUGGGGUAAUGUUUGCUGGAAUCAGAUGGAAAGUGACACAGCGAGUCUGAUCUGUCAAGAGCUGAACUGUGGAAGAUCUGGCAGUUUGUCUUAUUCAACAUCAAGAGUGCCAUCAGCUCAUAACUGGUUGGAUAAUGUUGAAUGUCGACCACACGACUCAAAUCUGUGGCAGUGCCCAACUUCACUCUGGGGACAGAAUUACUGUAGUCAAAAUGAGGUGGCUCAUAUCAUCUGCUCUGAAAAGAUAAAUGAGUCACAUCGAAGUCGUCUGUCAUGUUCUACCUCAGCAUCUCCUCACCAGAAACAAUGUUCAAAUCAUCUUCCUCUCAGACUGAGUGGAGGGAAGGGUUUGUGUUCGGGGAGACUGGAGGUUUAUCAUAACUCUGUGUGGGGUUCAGUCUGUGAUGAUCUGUGGGACAUCAGAGAUGCUCAGGUGGUCUGCAGGCAGCUGGGUUGUGGAGAAGCAUUGAGUGCUGAUGGGAAUGAAGCGUUUGGUGCUGGUGAAGGUGUUGUGUGGAUGAAGAAAGUCGAGUGCAGAGGGACUGAGAUUCACCUGUGGGACUGUCCUCAUGUCCUGAAAAAACACACUGACUGCUCACACAAAGAACAAGUUAGACUCAUCUGUGCAGGUGAGAGGAAAACACUGAGAGAUCAAUUCAUUAUCAUUUCAGCAGUUUCUUUAAUAUCUGUGUUUUUUUAUUUUACAGACUCGUCAGUGUCUACAACUCCUGCCACAACAACAACAUCAGCUUCUCCUUCAGUUUCUCAGACAAACAGGAGAUCAGUGACUCCUCCACAAACUCCUCCUCUCUUCAAUCCUCCAGUGGUUGUGAUUGUACUGGGAGUUUUGCUCUUACUGCUCUUAGUGCCGCUGCUGAUACUGAUUCAACACAACAGAGAGAUGGUUGAGGUUGUUUGGAGUCUCAUCUCUGAAGAACAGCAUUCUGGAUAUGAAGAUGCUGAUGAGCUUCUCUCAGCAAAAGACUACAAGAUUGAAUAUUAUGAUGAUGUCUCCAAUGGCAGUGACCUGAAAGAAGAGAUGGUGAAAAAACUCCCAGUAGAAUACUAUGAUGAUGUCAUCACUGAUGGACUUAAAGCAGACAGUGAGACAGAAGACACACUUGAGAAGUAUGAUGAUGUCAUCACCACAGGACAAAUCUCUGAUCUUCAAAAAGAGAAUUAUGAUGAUGUCAUCAUCAAUGGACAGAACUUUCAAGGUGUAAUAGAGGGAUUUCAGGAGGAGUAUGAUGAUGUGAAGAAUGACAGUGAAGAUGUAACAAACCUGUUAGUAAUGACCAUUACUGCUGAUUUAAGCGUGAGGUUGGUCAAUGGUGGCAGUCCUUGUGCUGGUAGAGUUGAGGUUCUUCAUGAUGGUCAGUGGGGAACAGUGUGUGAUGAUGAGUGGGAUCUGACAGAUGCUGCAGUGGUGUGUAGAGAGGUGGGCUGUGGAGAGGCUGUACAGGCUCCGCUUGUUGCUUACUUUGGAGAAGGAUCAGGACCAAUCUGGAUGGAUGAGGUGGACUGUACUGGAUCAGAGUCUACACUGAAGAACUGUAGAUCAGAUAAAGAGUUAAUUCAGUACUGUUCUCAUUCUGAUGAUGCUGGUGUGAUCUGCUCAGGUUACUCUGACCUCAGACUGAUGAACGGCUCUGAUAUCUGCUCUGGUCGAGUUGAGCGUCAGUAUUUCAGUAAAUGGGGCUCAUGCUCUGGGACUGAAGAUCAUCUGAGGAACUGCAGCUCUCCACAAACUCUCAACUGUAGCUCCAGACAACUGCUGUCAAUCACCUGCCUUGGUCAGAGGUCUAUCAGGUUGGUGGGUUCUGGUGGAGAUUGUGCAGGAAGGCUGGAGGUUUUUCACAAAGGCUCAUGGGGUACAGUGUGUGAUGACUCCUGGGAUAUUAAAGAUGCUCAUGUGGUGUGCAGACAGCUGCAGUGUGGAGUGGCUCUCAGUAAUCAGCCAGUACCAGCCUGGUUUGGUCCUGGUUCUGGACCCAUAUGGCUGGAUGAUGUGAACUGUGAGGGGAAUGAGACGUCACUGUGGAGCUGCUCUUCACGGGUCUGGGGAGAUCAUAAUUGUAACCACAAGGAGGAUGUAGGAGUCGUGUGCUCAGAGUUUAAAGAGCUCAGGUUAACUGAAGGCUGUGAAGGGAAUGUGGAGGUUUUCUAUAAUGGAUCCUGGGGUAAUGUUUGCUGGAACCAAAUGGAAAGUGACACCGCGAGUCUGAUCUGUCAAGAGCUGAACUGUGGAAGAUCUGGCAGUCUGUCUGAUUCAACAUCAAGAGUGCCAUCAGCUCAUAACUGGUUGGAUAAUGUUGAAUGUCGACCACAUGACUCAAAUCUGUGGCUGUGCCCGACUUCACCCUUGGGAAAGAAUAACUGUGGUCAGAAUGAGGUGACUUAUAUCACCUGCUCUGGUGAGAAAAUUAAACUAAAUAAAUGA